Molecule: messenger RNA, 432 nt
Organism: Penicillium canescens
Lineage: Eukaryota; Fungi; Ascomycota; Eurotiomycetes; Eurotiales; Aspergillaceae
Product: DUF4267 domain-containing protein
Exons: 2
Coding region: 1-432 (143 amino acids)
Source: RefSeq, a predicted model, not a curated record
AUGUCUGACUCAACCCAUGUCACAUACCUCCCUUAUGUCCUUGACGCUGCCACAUGCGCCAUCGGCUCUCUCCUCAUCUAUUCGGGGGUGAAAGGAACAUUUAUCGACCCUCUUGCCUGGGCCAAAGGUUUCGGGCUUCCUACAGCAACUCCAGAGAAUGUAGUGCUUUUCCCUAGCGCGACAGGUCGAAACCUCGGCGCCGGCAUUUUUGUCUGGGCCAUGAUUCUCCUUCGCGAGAGAGAGAUCUUGGGCAUUUUCUUGAUGUGCUGGCAAGACAUCAGUAUGGACUUUAUCACGUACCCGGAACCAAGCUACAGCUACGGCGCGGUCCUUGUCAUAGUGGACCGCCUGACUAACAUGAAGCGCUUCAUACCCUGCAAGGACACCUGCAAUGCCGAAGAAGUGACCCGCCUAUACAUCCGCCAUGUCUGA